UGUAUCACGCCACGGUCCAACGUCAAGUAGUCAUCUCAACACCAGCAACAGAAUUUUACAAACAUAACGACGGCGAAACACCUUUCCCAUGGAUUAUUUUUGACAAUGCAUCGGCUGCAUACAGAUGUAGUUGGGAUCUGGCAACAUUGACCAUGGUGCUCUUCUGGGUUGGUUUAUUAGCGGCUCUUUCUCAAGCCCUGGGUUCUCUGCAGUACCCAGAAGUGCCAGAAGAAUGGGUCCUUCUUCAUGUUGUGCAAGGCCAUAUUGGUGCAGGCAACUACAGCUACCUGCGUCUCAACCACGAGGGACGCAUCAUCUUGCACAUGCAAAGCCUUAAAGGAGAUGCAGAUAUAUACAUCUCUGACAAGACGCUGCGGCCAAAUUUUGAUACCUACAAGCUUCAGUCUACCACCUGUGGCCAGGAUGUGGUGGUGGUCCCAGGGGAUUUUGUCAGGCCUGUUGGAAUCGGGAUCUACGGACAUCCCUCCUACAUCGAGAGCGAGUUUGAGAUGAAGGUGUUUUACGACCAGACAGCACUGACAACAAAUGAAAUUGAGACCGACUCUUAUUCUUCAGAUGAGACUUCUGGUCAGUCUCAGCACGCUCAGGGCCCUGAAGAAGUGAUGGAUGAAGAGGAGUCAAUACUGUGGACUAUACUAAUUGGGAUUCUUAAGAUCAUACUUGAAAUUUUGUUCUAAUUUUGAUGUGCCAUUUGCCAAAUACUACACUUUCCACAAUAAACAUUUUGCCCACUUCGAUGAAUUAAACAUCAAAACGGUUUAGCCAGUUUUUUGACAAAGAAAAGUAAAUGCUUUGUCUAACUUUUUAAUCAUAAGUCAACACCACUUUAAUAAGUAAAAUGUAACUUUAUAUGCAAAUGAUAUUUUUGCUAGUUAUUAUUAGAUUGCAUAUCAACAUAACUGACUGCACUUAUGUUUAACAUAAUAUUUUGACCUCUAAUAUUUUAUUGACAAAAUCUAAAUUUGUUUUUGUGGUACAUUUAUUUGUUUUUACUGACCUAGGCUUGGGAAUUCUAGGUUUUAAACUGCACUAUGCAAUCACACAAAUUACACAAUCUUGUGACAAGGGUUGUACAGCUGUGCCUAUUGUGAAGAAAGUCUGUUGAUUUAUAAGCAGCAAAAAAUCCUCUGUGACUAUAGUUGUAAGAUACAAAUAAAAAUCACUUAUUUUUUGAACAUUGCUUUAAAUCCAACAUCAUUUAUGAGUGUGUUGAGGUUCUAACUGGGAUAUUUUUUCUGUUCAGAUGCUAUGGUUUGUGGAAGUAGUGAUAAGGGUUUCCAUCACAUUUUUAGAUAUGGCAUACAAGAAAUAGUAAUAAACACUUUGUUUGGCUUGUGGUUAGUCAAUACACGUGAGUGUAUAUGUAAACCCCCCUGCAGUGUUAUACACAGUGCACCUUGUACUGUGAUCACUGCAUUAGUUUUUAUGGUACACUAUGAAAAUUAUAGAAGAGGCUUCAUGUGUGUUAUUACAGAAGAGAAAUAACGAUAUGGUUAUUUUUUACCUUAUGUUUUUAAUACUUAAAUAAAAAUACCUUUACUGAA
This is a messenger RNA of Paramisgurnus dabryanus, 1565 nucleotides long. RefSeq names its product chromosome 14 C6orf120 homolog (gene c14h6orf120). The record is from RefSeq and is a predicted model, not a curated record. NCBI's taxonomy places the organism in Eukaryota, Metazoa, Chordata, Actinopteri, Cypriniformes, Cobitidae.